Cottoperca gobio is the source of this 2378-nucleotide messenger RNA. It is a transcript of the gene manea, whose product is annotated as mannosidase, endo-alpha. Bases 248 to 1573 code for a protein of 441 amino acids. Gene Ontology annotation, cellular component: Golgi membrane. The record is from RefSeq and is a predicted model, not a curated record. Gene Ontology annotation, molecular function: alpha-mannosidase activity. Lineage: Eukaryota; Metazoa; Chordata; Actinopteri; Perciformes; Bovichtidae. The transcript has 5 exons.
UGUUGAAGCAUUUACAGAUCUGCGACAAGCUACCAAACCAGAAGUGCGGGUUGUGUCCCGUCCUCUGCAUCUCUCUCAUCUCAUACAACAAAAAUAAUAUAUCCGAGCUGUGGAGACUGCUUGUGUUUAAUACUAAAGGCUUGAACAUUACUUCACUGACUGAGCUUCAAUGGGAUCCUGUGCAACAACAAUCCCUCUCUGCCGUCUCAACAAUGAACUGUGGGAAACCUCAAGCACUGACUGAGAAAUGGCAAGGUUUAGGCGCAAAACUUGCAUCGCAUUAAUUGCUUUGGUGUUGUUUGCGCUCAUAGUAACAGUGGUCUUGAAGACGCUGACACCAGAAGACUCUCCAUUCAGCAGCCCUUUUGGUAUGGAGCUGUUCCCGGAGAGAAAGAAUGACAAUCAGAUUCAGAAAGAAAACGACAAUAAGCCUGAACAGACUAAAAUGAAUGACUCUGCUCAGUCAGACAAACUGGAAGCUACACUGAGGAAGUUCCCUCCUCCAAACUACUAUCUCCAUGCCUUCUACUACGCAUGGUAUGGGAACCCCAAGUUUGAUGGCAAAUACGUCCACUGGGACCACCCGCAGCUGCCUCAUUGGGACUUGAAGGUGGCGCAGGGGUAUCCACAAGGGAGACACGUCCCACCUGAUGACAUCGGGUCCAACUUCUACCCCUCUUUAGGGGCUUACAGCUCCAGGGAUCCCUCCAUUAUAGAGUCUCAUAUGCAACAGCUGCGCACAGCAGCCAUCGGUGUCGUCGCUGUUUCCUGGUAUCCUCCUAAAAUAAGUGAUGAUAAUGGCGAACCAACGGAUGACUUUGUGCCUUUGCUGCUGGAAGUGGCGCAUAAAUACCAUGUUAAGGUAGCAUUUCACAUUGAACCAUACAAAGAAAGAGAUGAAGUCAACAUGUUCACUAAUGUCAAAUACAUCAUUGACAAAUACGGAGAGCACCCUGCUUUCUUCAGGUAUCGGACAAACACUGGCAAGCUUCUUCCACUCUUCUACGUGUAUGACUCCUAUCUGAUGAACUCGGAGCAGUGGGCAAAACUGCUAAAACACACUGCAAGUAACAGCAUCAGGGAUACCCCGUAUGACGCCAUCUUCAUCGCCCUGCUGGUUGAGGACAAACACAAGAGGGAUAUCGUUACCGCUGGUUUUGAUGGCGUCUACACCUACUUUGCUACGAAUGGGUUUUCCUAUGGGUCCACUCAGAGGAACUGGGAUUCCAUUAAAGCUUUCUGUGAAGACAACAACCUGAUAUUUAUUGCAAGUGUGGGCCCCGGGUACAUUGACACGAGCGUUCGACCCUGGAACUUCCAAAACACUCGAAACCGCAUCAACGGCAAAUACUAUGAAACCUCGCUGAGUGCCGCACUACAAGCCAGGCCUGAUUUCAUCUCGAUAACAUCUUUUAAUGAAUGGCACGAGGGGACUCAGAUUGAAAUGGCAAUUCCCAAAACGGGUCUGACCUUGUAUCUUGACUACCUGCCCAAUAAACCUGCAAUCUACCUUGAGAUAACUCGCAAAUGGGCUGCGAUAUUUGGUGGUGAGCGGCGGAAAUGGCAGGAUUAACCUCUAACUAAGAGCCAUAGUACAUGUUUAUUCAUGGUUGUAUGAACUAAAUUAAGUUGUAGUUGCAGAAUGCUCGACAAAAUGCAAAUGAUUAAUAAUUGCCAAUUGACUUCCAUAGUCGCAGGCCAGUGAACUUCAUUAUCUUAAUUUUGGCUGCAGUGAUGUAUGUGAUUCUUUUACACUUGGGUAAAUUAUUGUUAAUUUAACUGAUGUCUUAUUACUUGUGUUUACACAGCCUUGUACAUUUUAGGAUUCAUAAUUUAAACAGCAUGUCCAGCUGCAACUGCAUAGACAUGUUUUGCCGUCCUGUAAUCUGUGCCUAAUAUUAAACCUCAAUGCAAAUUUAAAAGAAAGUGCGUCAUGGAAAGUAAACAAAGCAGUCUGCUGGUGUAAAGAUGUCGCCUCACUCUGCUUCUAACUCCGCCCAAAACACAAUACGAGAAAAAAAAAAUCACUAUAUAGAUCUUUAUAUUUGAAAGAAGUAUAUUGAAAUCUGAGAUGUGAGUGAUAAACUGUAGAAAAUAAAAAAAAUGAAAGAUUAUUUGUAAUCUGUGGAAAACCUUUUUUGUGAAUGGUCUGACACAGUCGUACAUGUUUUCAUGGCGUCUGUGUGGGUUGACACUUAAACACCUCUCUGGUUUUAUUUUUGAACUUAUUUUUGUCACUUUUCAUUUCACUAUAGUCGUGUUUCUGGCCAACUAGCGACUCCAGUAUUGUUUCUCUUUCACUUCUUGUUUUGCUCAUUCAACUGUUGAGUGAAACAUCUGAAACUCUUAAACUGCUAAAUUCUCCUCUGUGUUCAUCA